Cyprinodon variegatus (sheepshead minnow) is the source of this 916-nucleotide messenger RNA. RefSeq lists its product as uncharacterized. The transcript has 4 exons. The record is from RefSeq and is a predicted model, not a curated record. The annotation marks the transcript as partial. Lineage: Eukaryota; Metazoa; Chordata; Actinopteri; Cyprinodontiformes; Cyprinodontidae.
CGGUGGAAACUCGCUGUCUCUCGGCUGACACUCCAUCCUUUUCUGCAGGUGUUGAGUUCUUCUCUGGGGCCCCUGCCAUCCCCACUGUCCACUCUGGGCCCUCUGAGAGGUCCAGAUCUCUUGGGGCAAGGGCCUCUAUCUGGAUCUGCCCCUUCGGUCAGGGGGUCCCUCAGCAGCUCAGGGGGGCUGGAGCCUCUGAAGACGUCUUUUCCAGGUCCUAGAAGCGGCGGGGCAACGAGUGUUUUAGUCACAAGGAAAGAGGAGAGGAUUUCAUUUACUCUGCCUGGUUUGGAGUCUGAUGAGGAGGAUCAUGAUGAUGAUCAGAAGCAAAUCUCUGAAAAUGAGCUGAGUCCUCGUGGAUCAGACAGACUCCUGAAAAACCUCCUAGACUCAGAUGCUCUUGGAGGAGGCCUGCAUUAUGAGGACAGUGAAGCCAGCGCUGCGACUCCAGACGCGGAGAGGACGGAACCGGAGCUGCAGAAUUUGGCUCCGUCUGGAGACCACAGCCUCGAACCUCCAUCUCAUCAGGUGAACCCACAGAAACAACUAUCCGUUCUCCUCCAGUUCUCCAUGCAGCAUUUCAGUAGCCAUUUAAGGUUUCAUUUAUAAUAAAUGUUGGUAAUGGGGAGCAUGAAUACUGAGCUGUGAAAGGUUUGUCUUUCAUCAUUUCUCUCAUUUUUUAUGGGCAGUUUCCUUUUAUUAUAAAUUAUUGCUGCUUUGAUUUCAACCAUGUUUCCUUUAUGUGUGUCUCCUUGAUGUUAAAACCUUCCAACCUUUCCCCUGGAACCUGUACGUGUUGUUGCAGCUGUUGGGAUCUGUCAAACGGAGGCGACUUUUACUGCACUCUCCUCUUUUUUCCUCCUACUGUCACUGUUACUGCUUCACUGUCUGAGUUUUUAUAGAAACGUGUUUGCAG